AUGAAUAAAGUUGAAAAUUUCAAAGAAGAAAAAAAUGAAAUUUCUAAAUCUCAAGUUGCUCCAAUAGAUAUUAUUUAAAUUAUUUAGGAAAAGUACUCAAGAAAAUCAAAUUAAUAUCAAGAGUGUAUAAUUAAACACAAUAAUAGAGAUAAUCAUCAAUGAAAUUCCUGAGUCAUCAAAAAUUAUUGAUUCUACUCUUCAAAAAUAAGAGAGUAAACAAUAACUAAUAUUUCACAAAGACAUUUAUGCAAGAAGUUUUUAUAAAUAUAAAUUUAGAUUCAUUUAAGAGUGUAGGUUGCAUUUGUAGAAUAUGUGAAUUCCCAGAAUACAAAGAUAAUCCCCUUAUACGUGUAUGUAAAUGUAUAAGAUCUCAAAAAUAUGUUCAUGAAUAUUGUUUGAAAAAACAAAUUAUUACAAAAUAUCGUAAUAAACUAGAUAAAGCAAAAUGUGAAAUAUGUUCUGACACUUAUUAAAUGGAACUCAAAAUUGAAAAGAUAUUUGAUCCUGUAAUUAAAAAUUUUUACUUUUUAGUAAACAGCAUGGUCUCAAAGCAAAGAUAAAUUACCUUUAUUUUGUUUAUUGGUUUUUUUGAUUGUAAUGAUAGUUGUUGUAAUCUUACUAGGAAUUCGAUUGUAUGAACUUUAUUGUAAUUUAGAAAAGAGGCUAAUUAAAUUACUGAUAGGAAGAACUUUCUAGACUCCCAAUCUUUCUUUAUAAUAUUUAUAGUCUUUGCAAUCAUAACAAUUUUAGUAUUAUUGUGGUUAAUAGCAAUGAUUAUCAAAGGGUUGUUAAUUGUAGAAAAAAUAUUAAAUUGGAGAUUGAUAGAAUAUAAACCAUUGAAAAAAUCAAUUCUUAAUAAAAAUAUUUUAAUCUCAGAUAUCAAAUAAUCCUUUCGUAAAUCUAAAUUAUUUGGAGAAUAACAAACUACAUAAAAUAGAAAAAAUAAACACCUAAAUACAUUUAAUGUUGAAAAAAAAAAUUAUGAUUAAGAGGAUCCAUCAAUCGAUGUUGGUGAAAUAUCUACUUAGAGAAAUUAACCAAAAUCUAUUACAAAAAAUGUUCUUACUAUUUAAUCUGAUCCUCGACAAACAAAAAGAAUAAGAUUUUCAAUAAUUUGA
Molecule: messenger RNA, 1118 nt
Organism: Paramecium pentaurelia
Lineage: Eukaryota; Ciliophora; Oligohymenophorea; Peniculida; Parameciidae
Source: the annotation of a GenBank genome assembly